AGAGGAGGAAGGGAGUCAUUCACUUGGAGUGAAACCUUCGGCCCGUGACGACUGCUUUAUAUACUACAGUAAAGGACGACACAUUUUUUCAGUAGUGCUCUUCACACUCUUAAGUUAUCAAAUCAGCGACAUGACUCUUGUCCAACCAAACGCCGACAUGCAGAUACGGAUCAGGUCUGAGCUCAACGAAGACGUGUCGACCAGAGACAAGGAUCUGGAGCACAUCAAGGAUUGGCUGAAAAGGCAGCCUCAUUUGCCCGCGUUCGAAGACGAUGGACGGCUGAUGACUUUUCUAAGAGGGUGCAAGUUCUCAUUAGAAAAGACAAAAAAGAAGUUGGAUAUGUACUUCACAAUGAGAGCAGCGGUGCCCGAAUUUUUCGCCAACAGGGACCCGACUAGAACGGAAUUCAAACAAGUUUUUGACCUCUUCCAAUUUCCACCUCUACCUGGUCUACCACCAAACGGCCGCAGGGUCAUUGUCAUGAGGGCAGUCGACCCCAAGAACGAGGUGAUCAACGUGACCGAGGCCAUGAAAGCGGUACUCAUGAUAGGUGAUAUAAGGCUAAAAGAAGAAACGACUGGAGUUGCAGGAGACGUGUACAUCUUCGACGCCUCCAUUGUCACUCCGGCUCAUUUUGCUUCACAUUUUUCCAAAUUCACACCGGCAUUGAUCAAAAAGUUUCUCAUUUGUGUCCAGGAAGCGUAUCCAGUGAAAUUAAAGGAAGUUCACGUAAUCAACGUUUCCCCUAUGGUGGACACGAUCGUCAACUUCGUCAAGCCAUUUUUGAAAGAAAAAAUUAAAAACAGAAUACAUGUCCACAGUGAUUUAGCGUCCCUUCACAAAUUGGUGCCGAAGGAAGUUCUACCCAGCGAGUACGGAGGCGAUGCAGGCCCAGUUUCAGAAAUUAACAAACAAUGGUAUGACAAGGUGGUCAGCUACAAGGACUGGUUCAUCAGCCAGGAGAAAGUAAAAGCUGACGAGUCCAAAAGACCCGGAAAGCCAAAAACCUACGACGACCUCUUUGGCAUGGAAGGUUCCUUCAAGCAAUUAACCAUUGAUUGAUUCAAUUGUUUUUGUUUCAUCCAUCAUUUAACCAAUUUUUUAUUACAAUUAUUCUUAUUUAA
Cimex lectularius (bed bug) is the source of this 1125-nucleotide messenger RNA. RefSeq names its product alpha-tocopherol transfer protein-like. Lineage: Eukaryota; Metazoa; Arthropoda; Insecta; Hemiptera; Cimicidae. The record is from RefSeq and is a predicted model, not a curated record. The transcript is spliced from 7 exons. Bases 131 to 1063 code for a protein of 310 amino acids. Gene Ontology annotation, molecular function: phosphatidylinositol bisphosphate binding. Gene Ontology annotation, cellular component: membrane.